ACGUCUCGGGGGAGGGGGAGGCGCGUUGCCUGGCGAUGUGGCGCGCGGCGUGGCGGUUGGCGGCAGCUGCUGCGGCUGCUCUCCCUUCAAGGGCUGUCGUCUCCUCUGAAGGACGCCGCUGCUGCUUCGGCUGCCUUUCGCCUCGGUCUCCCUUCGCGGCGUGGCCUCGGAACCACGGAGCGGGCGUUUUCAGGGGGAUAAAGACUGGAGCUAUGCCCGAAAUAAACACAGACGACCUGGACGAGCAGCAAGUCCAGCUGCUGGCGGAGAUGUGCAUCUUGAUUGACGAGAACGACAACAGGAUCGGCUCCGAGACAAAGAAAAACUGCCACUUGAAUGAAAAUAUCGACAAAGGAUUGCUGCAUCGUGCAUUCAGUGUAUUUCUGUUCAAUUCGGAGAACAAGCUACUUUUGCAACAAAGAUCGGAUGCCAAAAUCACAUUCCCAGAUUGUUUUACCAACACUUGUUGCAGUCAUCCCCUGAGUACUUCACUUGAACUGGAAGAAAAUAAUGCAAUUGGAAUUCGAAGAGCAGCACAGCGGCGAAUGAAAGCAGAAUUAGGAAUUCCACUGGAACAGGUGACUCCAGAAGAACUCCUCUACCUGACCCGAAUUCACUACAAAGCCCAGUCCAAUGGGACCUGGGGAGAACAUGAAAUAGACUACAUCCUCUUUGUGAAGAAAGAUGUGUCACUGAAUCCAGAUCCCAAUGAAAUUAAAAGUUACAGUUAUGUGACACAAGAAGAACUAAGAAAGCUGCUAGAAAAGGCAUCCCAAAAUGAAGUCAAGAUUACUCCAUGGUUCAAACUGAUUGCAGAGACUUUUCUCUUCAAAUGGUGGGACAACUUGAAUAAUCUGAAGAGAUUCAUCGAUCAUGAUAAGAUACACAGAAUGUGAUAGCUAGUAAAACAUGUUCGCCUGAAAUGAUGUAAUAACUUUUAAUACUGAUCAAUGGUACAUUUGAAACACUAUUUGUAAAAGUUGAUUGCAACACAAAGGGUGAAAUAGGAGCUUGCCUCAUGGAUGAAAGGGAUUUGCUUUUGUAUCUGCAUGACCUAGAUGUCUUGUACUAAAGUUUGAGUCUUCUGCCUUUCACAUCUUGGGUUUAUUAGCUGGAUUACUAACAAGUUGUCAACAUGCUUGUUGACAUACCCACUAGAGGAUGAAGUCUGCAUGUCCACUAUGCGAUUAAUUAUGAUGAAGAGUUGUCACGGCCAGGAUCUCUUGCUCUGUGUUUAAAGAUGGGUUAUUUCUGGCGUAGAGAAGGGAUUGACUGAAGCACAAUAGAGUGCUUAGAAUAGUUCAUCUAUCCUGUGAGUCAAAUGUUUUAUAUUUCAUAAAAUAUGACAGCUUCGAAUCUGGAUAUCUAAGGAUAAGAUAAGCAAGUUAUUACAUAAAAUUUUCUAAUAAAUUGCUGUUGAAGUAUUUGUUCACUAGUCAUGGCUGAAUGUGGCUUUUGUCAUUAAGAGAAAUUACUUUAGUGUGAAUUAACUUCAUGUAAAAAGGAGGAAGCAAGUUCUUUCCUGGAACAAAAAGUCUUUCUAGAAAGUAGCCUUCAGAACACCUAACAGAAGUUUAGAGAUUCUAGUUUUGUUGGAAUUAGAGAAUGAAGAGCUGCAGAAAAGGCUAUUAAUGUAUUUACUCAUUAAAACAUCUGCUGGGUCCUGGAGAUUUAAUGUUUUUAAAAGGCUUUGGAUAUGUUUAUAUAAUGAAUGAGAUGGUUAUACUAACUACUUGGAACAAUUACAAUUAAUAAAAUAUGCCCUAAUUUUCAA
Molecule: messenger RNA, 1774 nt
Organism: Sceloporus undulatus (fence lizard)
Lineage: Eukaryota; Metazoa; Chordata; Lepidosauria; Squamata; Phrynosomatidae
Gene: IDI1
Product: isopentenyl-diphosphate delta isomerase 1
Exons: 5
Coding region: 36-896 (286 amino acids)
Biological process (GO): isoprenoid biosynthetic process; isopentenyl diphosphate biosynthetic process
Cellular component (GO): cytoplasm
Molecular function (GO): isopentenyl-diphosphate delta-isomerase activity
Source: RefSeq, a predicted model, not a curated record